ACGGGUCUUAAGUUAUAUUUUGAACGCAAAUCGCGGUCAAAAAUAAUUUUAGGUUAUGUGCUCAAAAGAUUGUUAAUGUUUUGUACCAGUGGAAAAAUCAAGAAAAAUGAAGUGUUAAUUUUUAAUUUAAUAGUAUUUUAGUAAGUGUGUAAUUAACAAUAAAAGUUGUUAAUCAUGUCGGUGGCACCAAUUGGCAAUAUUCCUUAUUGCAAAGGAUUAUGGUCCGUUAUAUCUGGAACUAUUUGUCGAUGUGACAAGGAUCUCGUCGAGGAUGAGAUUAAAAACGCAACUCCUCUUUUACGAGAUGGGCUCAAUUUUUUCAAAAAGUUCACUGAAGAAUCGUUACAAGAUGUUUCCAAGAAUAAUCCGCCACCUCGAAUGUAUGACUUAAUCAGUAAACUGGCUCCACUCCUGAAUGUGGACGCGACGAUAACGUGGGAUUUAGUUUGCAAUUUCAUGAUCUACGAAUACAGAAAUUGCGCGGAAACUUUUGCCUCUCAAUUAACGGAUUUGACGUCGAUGAAAGUGUUGAUCGAGGAAAUUUGGAGCUUCUACUACGCGGAGAGGAUAACACUGAUAAAAUGUCUGAAACUAAUGGUGGAAUAUAGAGACAAUGUAAAGCAUCCCCAUCAGAAGGAGUUUUGCAGUUUCUUCGACGAAGUCCUUUUGGGUAGUUUGUUAGAGAGUGUGCAGAAGCAAAUUGAGGCUCUUAAGUUUAUCAACCCUCCCAGUAGAUCACAGCUUUUUACCGAAGACCACUUGCAUUGGAUCUACGAGAGCAGUUUGAAUGAAAUGCGCGAACUGUUGCACAUUUACACGGUGAUUUUGAACGACGUGCACGUCGCGGACAGUGCAUUUAGUAAUAUUUACGCGAGCAUCAGCGGAGAGCCGAGGCGCUUAAUCUCCUACAAGAGCCACGAGGACAGAGAGUUGGUGGCAAAGAAAAUAGAGGUCAUUCAGUACAGUCAGGCGGGUUUGCUGCUAGUCGCGUUCGAUGUGGCGAAACACGUCGGAAUGGAGGAUUGGAUAAAGGGCGUCGGCAAGACGAUGCAAGACACUCUCGAGCACAAGUGUCUGCGCGACAGUCUGCCCCAGGACGGCCCCUUGCUUCUCGCCUGGAUGCUCGCGAAUUACGCGAUCGAACCCGAAAAUCCGGACGUUCUCAACUGUUUCCGUCCGUUCGGCAUUCGGGCGAUUCAAAUGAAUGUCUUUCAUUACUUGAGGGGACUGCUCGAUUCCGAGAUGAUUAGAGAAGACACGCACUAUGCGGAAAUCGUCCGGAGUAGUCUCUAUAAUCUCUUGACUCUCCUUUGUGCUUUUAUUGACGAGGACAGACUCGAUACCCUGACGGGGGUUUUCGACGCCGUCGCCGCUGUUUUGAGAUAUCCGGAGCUCGCCGAAAGAUUCUGGCAGGAGAGAGAAGAGGGACUUUGGGUAUUUUACAAGUAUGCGGCCCAAUGGUUUCCCUAUCGAUUCGAACCCCUCACGGCAAUCGUCACCGGUUUGGCGAGCGCUUCAGCGUCGAGUGCGAAAAACGUGACGCAGGAGCUCGAUAACUUGCCGUCGCUCACUUUGGAGGUGUCUCGCCAAACCUUGCACACGAUGGAUUGUCUGAAGCCCUACGAGCAGGACUGUAUAAUUCAUAGAAAUUCGUUUAGGAUUUCGAGGAACACUCCCCACGAGAGGAUCGAUUCGGCCAGGCGAAGGAACGAUGGCGACGAGUUUGACGUAGUUCUCUGGCAGACGAAGGCAAGCUACUGGGACGCCUUUCACCACAAGAUUGAGCAACUCUUCCUGCAGGCGAGCGGGGGAAUGGCGAGUUUGAGUUACACAGAAGCCCUCCUCCCAGAGCAGGUGUCGCAGGGUUUCGCUCUUUUGGAAGCUCUCCUGGCCACUGACAUGGAGAUUCCUAGAAGUAUGGUAAUUCCCACGGAACUCAGCUUUGAAAUUGUGAACCGAUUCUCGUACGCGAGUCUCUCUUUGAAUAUCUACAAGGUCGUGGCCGCGUGCAUCAGGGUCUCGUCGAAGCUCGUCCUCCGCUACCCCGAAGACGUUCUUUCGCGAAUGAGAACCGAAGUUUAUCCUCGAUUUGACGAUCGAUAUCAGAAGACGACCGAGUUCGCUGAAGCUGUCUCCUUCGACGGAGGGCUCAUCGCUUCCUGGCUGUCCAGUAUCGAGACAAUACAGCACACUUACCCGAUUCUCAACGCUUACCUCGACACCCUGUCCAACUACCUCAUCGCUCGUCACAGUAAAGAAGCGAUGUACUCCGUCGAAAUUCCCGGCAUGGUUCUCCUCCUGCAGAGCAUACUUCCAAAACUCGAUUCCUGGUACUUCCAGUCGGAAUCCGAGAAAGUCGAACUCUGGCUAAAGAGCAUCUUCUGCCUCCACCGAGCCCUGGAUUCGGUCCCCGAACAUAAGGGCGAGUCGCGAAACGAACUGAAACUGAUCGUCACCUACAAUCUACUACACCUUGAACCGAGACACGCGCUACUAAAAAUGGUUCGCACCGGCGAGCGCGCACUGAGGAACCGAAUGAUGAACGAAACGGACUGGAUCGCAGGCAAGGGAUUCAAGGUUAUCAAGAGUGUUCAGUUAGCCCUCUCGGUCGUGAAUCGUCUACUGAUGUACCGAAAGAACCUCGGAUUGGGAAUCGAGGAACGAUCGCCGCUCGAAAUCGCGCUCUACGCCUCGCCUUCCCUGCCGAACGGCCUCCUCAUCGUGCCGACGAUCGUCGACUACCUCUACGUGUGGUUCAGUCCGGCCCUCCAGGCCAUGGCGGUGCGACUCCUAAAGAAGUUCGCCGAGGGAUUCUCCAUGUCGCUUUUGGUUUGCAUGGGAAUGGACGGAACGGCGAUUCGCGAGACAUUCGCCUCGAGGCUAAUGUCGCCCACAUGCGCCGCGGAGGUCAAAGUUGCGGUUUUGGAAUUAGUCGCCGUUUGCCUCGAUCGUCAACCAGGAUUGACCGAGGCACUUUUUAAUAUAAUGCACCAAGCCGAACGCAAGAGAAUUUUCCCUCGACCCGCUGAUGAAUUUCUCACCGAAGGUUGCACUCAAUUCCUAGAUCUUUAUAUGCAAAGAAUUUUCCAGGAGGACAACAUAGUCUACGACCGACUUUACGACUCGACAAUGAGCCUCUUGCGAGCCAUCUGGUAUCACCGGAAUGAAAUUCUCGUCAACUUUUUCCGCAAGAAGCCUGAAUUCUGGAGUCACUUGUUUGCGCCACUCUUUCGGAAAUUGGUACCCAAUGUCAAGGGGUAUUCACAGUUGAUUGACAUCAUCACACUGGAAUUAUUUAAGAGCACGCUUUUGGAAAAGGACUUUGAGACGAACUUGGACAAAUUGUUGGAUGCAAAAGAAGACUAUUGGGGGAAGAUGACGAACUACGUUUUCAAAAGUGUUCCCAACUCGGAGCUGGCUGAGGAAGAAGACCAGGUCAUUUUAGAGAAAGACGGCAUGAAGCCUUUUUAUGAAUCGAUGCUUGAAUCCUGGUAUCAGCUCCUCGUGACUAUUACCGACGAGAGGGUGGCGAAGAAAUACCCGAUCGACGAGAAGCAGGCCCGGGAGACGACAUCCCUGGCACUCGAUCAUUUACUCGAGUUACUGAAGCAACCAACGCCAAAGUCAUCAGCCAGGCGGAUUUCCAUUGCGAAGACCACAAUGCUAUUGGCCUCCAUAGCUCUGCGAUGCAUCUCCUCAUGGAAGUUGAAGUGCAUUAGCAAUUCUUCCGAUUUGAAGAACAAAUUGCGGCAACUCGUUCAUGAAAUUGCGCAAUUCUAUCGAGGGUACGGACGAUCUUUGAGACAGACUUUAAUUUCGUUAGUUUUGGGAUGUAUGCAACUGAUUGGAGAGAUUCUGGUUGAUGACAAUGUGACUCUUGAUUAUUUAUUGGGACAAUCGUGUCUUCUCGCAAUCGGGGACGUUGAGGAGUUGCGCGAAUUGGCCAGAAGUAGGGAAAGAAAACGAAAGUUUGUGAAUGAAGAUGGAAAAGAUAAGGUGGACAGAGCUAGUGAAGAUCUCGAGGCAAUGGAGUUGGCGGCAAUUUCCGAGUCUCUUCCGGCAACAUUGACAGUCAGCGUUAUCACUCAGCUCCUCAACUAUCAGAUCGAAUACAAUUCGAAGAAUCGACGAAGGAAGUCCGCCAGUUUGCAACUUGGACAAUUAAUAUCGGAAAUAAUGACGACAGUCGGUGUCACGAUGCAGAAGCACCCUUACGCAAAAUUCAGCAAGGUUGCCCUCGCUCUGUUGGGAACGGCCGUCAGAUCGAUUUCCGGAAGUUUCAAAUUUGAGGAGGAAGCUGUCGCGAAACUUUGGCUCACCUUGAUUCCACCUCCGGACCUGAAGAACAGUGUCUUGGACUCUCUGUAUGACGAUUGCAGCAGCAUGAGCAUCUGGCGCUGUCAAGAUUGGUGGCCGCUCUACACAAUUGGAAUAGAAUUUAUAAUUGGAUUGGUGAUUAGCGAAUCGUCAUCUGCGUACAUUUCAUUCGUUGUCACAUUUCUUGGAUCGCACGAAUAUCAAUUAAUGGAAGUUUCCACGUUAUUGAGACAUACAGCAGAUCCUGCGGCCGCGGACCUCAUUCAAUCGUUGAUUUCUCUCGUCUCAACUCUCUCGACGAAACCUGUUUAUUGGGACUCCAUACAACCGAGUGUUCGAGAGACUCUAGUGAAAUGCACAUAUCUUGCCUAUGACAGUACAGUGAAUCUCCUGCUACGCCCUCGAAUUUUGAAAUUCAUCAUGGACGGAAUAAGUGUUGAGAGUGCUGAAGAAUUGCAAACAUGUGACGAAAAGCAGCUCAGUGGCGAAUUGAAGCUUCUUGUAAACAAAUUAAUUUUAAUCAAUACAUCCUGUGCAAUGAGUUUUGUUUACUUCUCCCCGCGACUCAAUACUCUCGUCGAUACAAUCUACUGCCAGGAAGAUUUUUGGUACGCUCCAAUGGCGGAGAUGAACUUUGGCCCUCCCCAGAUGUGCAUCACUUCUGGUCCACAAUUGACUUACGGUACAAUAAUUAGUGCCACGCAACUAUUUACACAGGCACAACUUCACGCACAUUCUUCAAAGAGUCCCUCGUCGACAUUAUCGACUCUAUCGAAUACUGUGAUUCGUCCGUCAACGUCGCGAGAUGAGAAAAUUGAUUCGGCGAAGAAGGAAUGGGAGCGAGCGUCGCCGGAAAAUCUGAGGCGAAUGCAAGUGAAAGAUUUACGGAAAAUCCUUCAUCACACGGGUUCAUCGGCCUCAGUUGUCCCAUCGCUCCUCAGCAACCUCUCAAGUGGAAUCGACUUUUCAGGGUUUCUCACGGGGCAAGACGUGACUGUGUCACUUCUCAGCAACCCAAGACUCAUUAGAAGACCCUUUGAUCCUUUGAUUUGCGAAAAUACAAUUCUCUCGAGAGCAACGGCCCUCAUUCCAAUAUCGAGUCGUUCUCAUGUUGGCAAAGGCAGCACCUCCAGUCCGAGGAACGAGCAGGACGCUUUGAAUCGGUCGCGAGGCGAAGCGAGUGGAGGCACGAGUGAUCCUUGGUUCGCUUCGAUGGAGGAAAAUAACACAAGACUCGCCUUGGAGGUGAAUUUAGCGUUGAUACUUUGUCAGGCGCUGGAGGGCGUUAAGAGUCCCAGGUUGGCGUUGAGGGAUCGCCAGCUCAUCGCGAGGGAAACGGCAACUGAGAUUGGAGUCUUCUUCGACUUUUUGGAGCAAAAGAAUUUCACUGAUUGGCAGGUCUCCGCAACACUAAUCGAAGCUGAUUCAAAGAAAUCACGAGUCGUUGAGGCGCCGGAUGUAUUUAACCAGAAAUUAUCGGCGAGAUUAGUCAAAAACUCCACAAUACAAAAGACAGCAGUUAAUUCGCCUUCGAUUGAAUGGGAUUCUUCUCAAGACAAUACGAUUUCUGUUUUCGAAGAUGCUGACGAGCCAGAAGAGAGAUCGAACGAAGACGUAGUCACUAGUGGAGGAUUUGGCACUAAAAUUGUUACAAUGAAAUUUCUACCUCUCUUAGGUAACUUGUUAAAAUCCGUGAUCGAAUCGUUGGACUCGUCAAAUUAUUAAAAAUCAUUUUCUAUUUAUCGAGUCGAUCAAGAUUCCAUAGAAAAGCUUUACGUUGCAUUUUUAAAUGUAAGUAAAGAUAUUUUGUUAAGAAUUUUGUACAAUGCGAAUGUAAUAUAAUAUUUUUCGAAAACA
Molecule: messenger RNA, 6174 nt
Organism: Leptopilina heterotoma
Lineage: Eukaryota; Metazoa; Arthropoda; Insecta; Hymenoptera; Figitidae
Gene: Nup188
Product: nucleoporin Nup188
Exons: 7
Coding region: 175-6042 (1955 amino acids)
Biological process (GO): protein import into nucleus; RNA export from nucleus
Cellular component (GO): nuclear pore inner ring
Molecular function (GO): structural constituent of nuclear pore
Source: RefSeq, a predicted model, not a curated record